Molecule: messenger RNA, 399 nt
Organism: Trypanosoma rangeli
Lineage: Eukaryota; Euglenozoa; Kinetoplastea; Trypanosomatida; Trypanosomatidae
Exons: 1
Coding region: 1-399 (132 amino acids)
Source: RefSeq, a predicted model, not a curated record
AUGAUUACAAGAGCAAUUCCAUCCUCACCCUGGCGGGAGGUGUUCUGUGACGAGAAGCCAAUUGACCACAAAACCAAGAUCUGCAAUGAGGGGAACUGCCAUUUCUUUGGCGACGCUGUAUUAAUCCCGCCUCGCCUGGCCACGUGGUGCUCGGGGCGAUUCAUGCACAGCGGAGAUCUUCCUCUAAUUGUUCUUGCACAAGGUUUCAUAAUGUGCUAUGCUUUUUGUGUUGCUGCUCAUUCUCUAAUUUUUCUUCCUACACUUUUUUUGAUGCGUUGUUCACAAGGGCCUUCAUUGUCUGUGGCGCUCUUGCUGGAUGCCUUAUGCAAUUUGGUGUUUGAUGUUGGGCUAGUUUUAGCAUUGAUGAUGUGCUGUUGUUGUUGUUGUUUUUUGUUUUGA